Messenger RNA from Mangifera indica (mango), 2753 nucleotides. RefSeq names its product nucleolar complex protein 2 homolog. NCBI's taxonomy places the organism in Eukaryota, Viridiplantae, Streptophyta, Magnoliopsida, Sapindales, Anacardiaceae. The record is from RefSeq and is a predicted model, not a curated record. The transcript is spliced from 11 exons. Gene Ontology annotation, cellular component: nucleoplasm; Noc2p-Noc3p complex; Noc1p-Noc2p complex. Bases 230 to 2560 code for a protein of 776 amino acids. Gene Ontology annotation, biological process: ribosomal large subunit biogenesis.
AAGGUGAAAGGAGGCCAGAGAAUUAGCCGCAAGGUCAAAACCCUGAAAAUCAAAACCAUAGGUUUUUAGUUUCGUUUCUCUCAGUGCCCCCUCUCUUAUCGUUCUUCAUUUUCUUAGUCGUUCCAUCUAUUCACUUUGAUUUCGAAAUCUUAUUACAUUUUCUUGUUACGAAUUACGAUUUUUGGAUUCUUAAUUGGAUUGUCUGUGCAGUUGUUUAGCUAUUAUCAAAAUGGGCGCCAAAAGCAAAGACUAUGAAGGCGAUGAAAUGGAAGAAGAAGUAGAGGAAGUGGAAGAAGAAGAUGGUGAUGAGGAAGAUGGAGAAGAAGGAUUUGAAGAAUUGGAAGCAGAAUAUGAUGAUGAGGAGGAGGAGAAAAGUGUGCCAGUAUCGAAAUCUCGGAAAAAAUCGGCAAAGGAACAUAAGGAGCAAUUACAAAGGCUUCAGAAGAAGGACCCAGAAUUCUAUAAGUUUCUGCAAGAACACGAUAAGGAGCUUCUAGAUUUUGAUGAUGAGGACAUUGAAGAUGAUGAUAUGGAAGAUACAGAAAUGCAAGUAGACAAGGAAAUUGAUGAGCAUGAUGUGGAAGAGGAAGAAGAGAAACCAUCAAAAAAAGUUAUAACUACUGCAAUGGUUGAUUCUUGGUGUGUUUCAAUAAAAGAAAAUGGACAGUUAGGUGCUGUUCGUUCUCUUAUGAGAGCUUUUAGGAUUGCUUGUCACUAUGGUGAUGAUGCUGGAGAUGAUUCAUCCAUGAAGUUUAGUAUAAUGUCCAGUAGUGUCUUUAAUAAAAUUAUGUUAUUUGUCCUGAGCGAAAUGGAUGGAAUUCUUAGAAAGUUGUUGAAACUCCCCUCUUCUGGUGGAAAGAAAGAGACCAUAACAGAUCUGAUGCACACACCACAAUGGAAGAAACACAAUCAUUUAGUGAAGUCUUACCUUGGAAAUUCUCUACAUGUUUUAAAUCAAAUGACUGACGCAGAAAUGAUAUCAUUUACUUUACGGCGUCUCAAAUAUUCAUCCUUAUUCUUGGUUGCAUUUCCAAGCCUUCUAAGGAAAUAUGUUAAGGUUGCACUUCAUUUUUGGGGUACAGGAGGAGGUGCACUCCCUGUGGUUGCUUUUCUGUUUCUAAGAGAUAUAUGCAUUCGGCUGGGGUCUGAUUGUUUGGAUGACUGUUUCAGGGGGAUAUACAAAGCUUAUAUACUGAACUGUCACUUCAUAAAUGCAGUAAAAUUACAGCAUAUCCAGUUUCUUAGCAACUGUGUUGUAGAACUUCUUGGAGUUGACCUUCGAACUGCAUAUCAGCACGCCUUUGUUUUCAUCCGGCAGUUGGCAAUGAUUUUGCGGGAUGCAUUUAAUGUUAAAACAAAGGAAGCAUUCCGAAAGGUUUAUGAGUGGAAGUUCAUGAACUGCCUUGAGGUCUGGACUGGAGCUAUCUGUGCCUAUGGCUCAGAAGCAGAUUUCAAGCCCCUUGCUUAUCCAUUGACCCAAAUAAUUUCUGGGGUUGCUCAUUUAGUUCCAACCGCACGCUAUUUUCCCCUUAGAUUGAGAUGUGUUAAAAUGCUUAACCGCAUUGCUGCUUCUACUGGUACUUUUAUACCUGUUUCUUUGCUCCUUUUGGAUAUGCUAGAGAUGAAAGAACUGAAUAGGCCCCCCACUGGAGGUGUUGGUAAAGCUGUUGAUCUGCGUACUGUGCUCAAGGUAAGCAAGCCAAUUGUGAAGACACGAGCAUUUCAAGAGGCAUGUGUUUUCUCUGUUGUUGAAGAGCUUGCUGAACAUUUAGCACAAUGGAGCUAUUCUGUUUCUUUCUUUGAGUUGUCAUUUAUUCCAGUUGUGCGGUUGCGUAGCUUUUGCAAAACUACAAAAGUUGAAAGAUUCCGGAAAGAAAUGAGGGAACUUGUUCGUCAGAUUGAAGCUAAUUCCAAGUUUACAAAUGAAAGGCGUAUGUCAAUCAAUUUUCAACCAAAUGAUCCUGCAGCAUUCUCAUUUCUUGAGGAUGAGAAAAAGUCAGGGUCUAGCCCUCUGUCACUAUAUGUUGCAACUCAACGACAGAAAGCAAAACAAAGACAUGAUUCAUUGCUGGAAUCCAGUGUUCUGGUGGGUGAGAAGUCUUCCAUCUUUGGUGGUAAGAAAAUAGCGGAGAGUGAUGAAGAAGAAGAAGAUGAGGCCGGGAAUGAACCGGGUGCUGCUGUUUUCAGUUCAUCCUGGUUACCUGGAAGCACUUCAAAAGAUAAGUCUCCUAAAGAGGAGAAGAAGGAAAAGAAGAAAAAGAUGCGGCAAGAGGCAGAAGCAGUGGAUGAAGAUGUUGUUGAGGACUUGAUUCUGAGUUCCGAUGAAGACGGCUCUAUAAGUGAUGCCCCUUGCAAUGAAGACGGUUCCAUGAGUGAACACUCCCAGUCUGAUAGUGAAGAUGAAAACUCAAAGCCUGUGCUUCUAAGAGGACAUUCCAAGAAGCAGAAAUCUGCAAACUUGUCAGAGAAGAGGAGGCAAAAACCUUCAAAUGGGACAAAGAAAAAUGUAAGAUCUGGCGGAAAGACGUUGAGAAAGAGAAAGAGAUCAGGUAAAAUGUAGUCAUAAGGCCAAUGUAUUUAAUUUUUCAUUUUAAAUGUAAUUCGGCAUCCCAGGAAUUUUUGUUGAACAUUUUCUUAACUUUGAGGUUCUCCAAAUUUAAUUUUGUGAAGGUGACCUCAUAAAUGCUCGUUAAAAUUUUGUACGAGAACAUUUGAGUUGGGGAGAACAGUUUGAAUUUUUUUUUUUUCUUAAA